AUGGCAACUUGUUCGAGAGGCUGCGCCCCAGCCGUGCGCCUUUGUCAGAGGCUGAACCGGCUCAAGACACUGGACGGUGACAUGAUGGCGACAUCUCUGAAACGCUGCCUCUCCACCCUGGACCUGACUCUGAUGGGUGUUGGUGGCAUGGUGGGCUCAGGGCUCUAUGUCCUGACAGGAACAGUGGCCAAAGACACAGCUGGACCCGCUGUCAUCGUAUCCUUCAUUUUUGCAGGCAUCGCUUCGUUACUGGCUGCCUUUUGUUAUGCAGAGUUUGGAGCACGCAUACCCAAAACAGGAUCUGCCUAUAUGUUUACCUAUGUCUCUGUGGGAGAGGUUUGGGCCUUUCUCAUUGGUUGGAAUGUGAUUCUGGAGAACAUGAUCGGCGGUGCUGCUGUAGCACGAGCCUGGAGUGGCUAUCUAGACUCCAUUUUUAACCAUGCUAUCCAAAACUUCACAGAAACACACAUCAUGCAGUGGAAUGUGCCCUUUCUUGCCCAUUACCCUGAUCUACUAGCAGCAGGAAUUCUUGUAGUUGCCUCGGUCUUCAUUUCAUUUGGAGUCCAAGUUUCCUCCUAUCUAAACCAUAUCUUCUCCACUGUUAGUAUGGGUGUCAUUGCUUUUAUCUUGGUCUUUGGAUUCAUGCUGGCUGACCCAACCAACUGGAGCCAAGAACAAGGAGGCUUUGCACCUUAUGGGCUGUCUGGCAUCCUGGCAGGCUCAGCCACUUGCUUCUACGCCUUUGUGGGUUUUGACGUCAUUGCUUCCUCCAGUGAAGAGGCAAAGAACCCACAGAAGGCUAUUCCCAUUGCCACUGCUAUCUCCCUUGGACUCGCAGCAACAGCCUACAUCUUGGUUUCCACCGUGCUCACAUUGAUAGUACCGUGGCGUACCCUGGACCCCAACUCAGCUCUGGCAGAUGCUUUUUUUCGUCGUGGUUACAGUUGGGCUGGAGUUAUUGUGGCUGUAGGGUCCAUCUGUGCCAUGAACACCGUCCUUCUCUGUAAUCUCUUCUCCCUUCCUCGAAUUGUGUAUGCCAUGGCAGACGAUGGAUUGUUCUUCUCCAUUUUUGCUAGGGUCAAUCCCCUUACCAAAGUUCCUGUCAAUGCCAUUCUGGUGUUUGGAGUCCUCAUGGCCGCCUUGGCUUUGAUCUUUGACCUGGAGGCCUUGGUUCAGUUCUUAUCUAUAGGCACUCUCCUGGCGUACACCUUUGUGGCGGCGAGUGUGAUCGUGCUGCGCUUCCAGCCUGAGAAAACCAACUCCAAGAGCACCGCUUCUUCAUCUCCCAACCCCAACGCUGAGCUUUCACCUCCCCCCUCAGAGUGUCAGACCAUAGCUGAAGACAGUGAGGAGCCCAAGCAAUACGAGUCCUUCUCUGACAAACUCCAGCUGGUGGAGAGACAGAAGACGGGAGAGCGGCGUGGUGUGGGGCAGCUGAAGGCGUGCUGGGAACCCUACCUGGACAGGCUGCUGGGAGACUGUGAGCCAGGUGAAGUGGUGGCCUUCAGUGUGAUGACACUGAUAGUGAGCUCAGCCUCCCUCUGUGCUGUGCUGGAGUUUGGAAACAAGCAGCUUCAGCUCCCUCUCUGGAGCUUCACAAUGCUCCUGGUGAUCUUUAGCUUUGCUUUCAUUUUCAGCCUGGCACUCAUAUGGAUUCAUGAGCCACAGAAAAACACCAAAACCUUCCAGGUACCAUUUGUUCCACUGACUCCAGGUGCCAGUAUCCUCGUCAAUGUCUUUCUCAUGAUGAAGCUCAGCCUCCUAACCUGGAUUCGAUUCACAGUGUGGAUUGCCAUAGGUAAGAUAGUCUCAGAACUUGGACAGAAAAUGUAG
Molecule: messenger RNA, 1833 nt
Organism: Nematolebias whitei (Rio pearlfish)
Lineage: Eukaryota; Metazoa; Chordata; Actinopteri; Cyprinodontiformes; Rivulidae
Gene: slc7a4
Product: solute carrier family 7 member 4
Exons: 3
Coding region: 1-1833 (610 amino acids)
Biological process (GO): transmembrane transport; amino acid transport
Cellular component (GO): plasma membrane
Molecular function (GO): amino acid transmembrane transporter activity
Source: RefSeq, a predicted model, not a curated record